GGAAUACAGAAAUCCACUUUUUGGGUCACCAAGGGAGGACCCCUUCCAUUUUCCGUUGACCCACUGUCGAAAGUGUUCAAAUAUGGAAACAGAUGCUUUGGUAAGUAUCCUGCUGGCAUGCCCGACUAUUCCAAACAAGUAUUUCCUGCUGGAAUGUCCUUUGAGAGGACAGUUACAUAUGAGAAUGGAGGAGUUGCCACAGCUAGUGGGCACUUUAGGUAUAAAAGUGAUGAUUAGUAUAGGAUUGACAUAAUACUCAUUGAAAGAAUUCUUCAAGGUCAUUUUUUACACGGAGAAGGGAGCGCCCUUUUUGAAAGUGUAACUUAGCUGUGAUUCUCCCGGGAACGCUAACUGUCUAGCUACAGGGGAGCAAACCUACACAAAAAGCGUAGUGACCACAAAAUAUGCAAACUACUGCAUUUUUAUAUAGACAUUUGUGAGUAAAUGGUUUUAGUUUGAAAAACGUCGCAGCGGAAAUGAAAAAAUUAAAAAAAAAAAAAAAGGCGCUAACGCAUUAUACUACAGAGCUCAUUGCACUCUAGGUAUGUGACACAGUUAAACGGGUAAUUUUACAUAUUUUUAUUGAUAUCUCAUAUUUUCUUUAUUCUACAGUAUUGAAGGCGAUUUAUUUAAGCACAUAUCCAUGUUUCAUGGCGUUAACUUUCCCGCUAACGGACCCAUAAUGGGAAAGAGGACAAUUGGCUGA
Pocillopora meandrina is the source of this 706-nucleotide messenger RNA. The record is from the annotation of a GenBank genome assembly. NCBI's taxonomy places the organism in Eukaryota, Metazoa, Cnidaria, Anthozoa, Scleractinia, Pocilloporidae.